ACUAUGAAGGAAUUAAAAGAAGUGGACUUGUACCGCGAUACGCCUGUCAGAUAUUUAGGAUAUGCAAAUGAGGUUGGAGAGGCUUUCAGAUGUAUAGUUCCAAAUUCAAUUGUAAAUCUAAGUUAUGUUGUAGCCAGUGGAUAUGUUCUUGCUGAUACAAUUAACAGUGGCUUAAAAAGUUACAAAAGUAAUGAUACUCCAAAUGCAAUAAAAUGUACUUUGCUCUCUAUGACAGACACCUUAUUGUGGCAGUCAUUUGCAUCUGUACUCAUUCCAGGUUUCACAAUUAAUAGAAUUUGUACUGCUGUACAAUUUGUGCAAAGAAGAAGCAAUAUUUUGGCCAUAAAAAGUCGGUGGAUUCCAACCGUUAUUGGUUUAGCAACAAUACCUUUUAUAAUUCAUCCCAUAGAUCAUAUAGUAGAGGAAGCAAUGAAUGUUACAUAUAGAGAGUGGAUAGGACAUUAUCCAAAAUGACCAUCAAUAAGAAAUGUAUAAUUUUGCAGGGCUUCCUGAGGACAGAUCAUAGAUCUACUCAGCAUUC
Messenger RNA from Habropoda laboriosa, 541 nucleotides. Its product is annotated as mitochondrial fission process protein 1. Gene Ontology annotation, cellular component: mitochondrion. The transcript is spliced from 3 exons. Bases 4 to 474 code for a protein of 156 amino acids. NCBI's taxonomy places the organism in Eukaryota, Metazoa, Arthropoda, Insecta, Hymenoptera, Apidae. Gene Ontology annotation, biological process: mitochondrial fission. The record is from RefSeq and is a predicted model, not a curated record.